Messenger RNA from Diutina rugosa, 1767 nucleotides. RefSeq lists its product as uncharacterized. The record is from RefSeq and is a predicted model, not a curated record. The transcript has a single exon. The coding region runs from base 1 to 1767 and encodes 588 amino acids. Lineage: Eukaryota; Fungi; Ascomycota; Pichiomycetes; Serinales; Debaryomycetaceae.
AUGCUAAGGCACGCCGUGCGACGAGUGCAGCUUCGGCACGCUCCGACGAAGGAGGCAACCAAGGCCAUUACCCGACGAAGAUGGCAGGCCCAGGUCGAUCGGCGCCAGAAAGACCUCGAUCUCCACCAACAACUCACCGAGAACUAUACCCAUCACCAUCAAGCGAUGCUCAAGAUCCUUGAUAACUACGACAACCGCAAGGCUCUUUUUGGCGAUGUGCUUGAACGGUCAUUUGACGACGUUGAAGGUGAAGAUUAUUGCUACCACCACGAUAUUCGCUACUCGGUGGAGAUGCUCGUCACCUGGUACAUCACCACCCUCGUCUGUGAUCUCAAUGUUCAGGCCAUACUAUUGGGCAAAGUGAAGGACGAAGGUCUUUAUCGUGAUGUCAUGGCUCAUCUUAAGCUACCCCUGCUCAAAAGUGAUAUACGAGAAGAGUUAUCGACGAUGUCUCGAGAGAAUAUCACCACUCAAGCACUUGUGGACCAGUUUGCAUCAUCAGAGUACUUUAACUCACUAAAGAGCUAUCGAACCUAUUUCACCCAUUUUAAACUGGCUCAGGCUCUCAACUACGACGACAGCGACCACCGGGGACCCCGACAGAGUCGUCAUGGCAUCUACUUCUGUCUGCCCCAACGGAGCAAUCAAGAGUACUUUGCCAAAAUCGAUCUAGCAUUUGCGACAUUCACCAAUAACAUGGAACGUCAACGAGUGAUGGAGGCUAACAGUAAAGCCUACCGUGACUUCUGUUCCACCCCCACCGCGGCGAAGUUCGCCGAACUUGACGAAAUAUACCAGGAGUACGCCAAAACCCACCCAAAAAAUCACCAGCAUCUCUCGCUUUUGGCUGAGGUUAUCAAAGCUCUUGUUGAGUGUCAUCAGUUCACCCCUACUUCCGAACUUUUCACCUAUCUCAUUGGCAAGUUUGACAAACAUGGUAUGAAAAACUAUGCCACCAUGGCCUAUCAAUGUCUUUUUUCGUACGGUGAUAAUGCUAGCGUUUUGGCAGCGAGUACCGAUGAUAUCCAAUUGUUCUCACAGGUCUCUGCUCGUCAAUUUCUACCAAUCGUGACUGAGUCGCCUGAUUGUUUGGGAAAAUUGAUCAAAUACUGUGCUCGUCGCCAACAAACCCUGACGUUUCGGCAAUUGCUUCUGUUCUUCGGACUUGACGAAGUCAUGGCUCAUGAAAGUGUUCUCGACAAAUCCUACUUGAGUCCGAUAAUUGCCAAGCUGCGAUUCCUGAGGUUCAAAGAGUACCGUAAACUUGACAUGGACCUGAUUCUUUUCAAGCAUGCCGAACCGUUAGCUGUUAAGCCUCAGGUCGUCGUUGAAGCGAUGGAGGCCUGUAUUGAAAUGAAUGAAUUUGGCUUUGUUGACUCUCUUUUCAACAAAAUGGUUAUGCAUAUGACUAACCUGGGGAAAGUUGCAUUAGCUUUUGGCGAAAACCAUAAACUGGAAAACGAUCUUAUACUUCUCAAAAAGUACCCAGUCACCGAGCUUAGUCGCCGCUACUUCACCCAGCCGAUUAUCGAAGUGAUGAUUUCCGCAGCCGUUGCCUCUAAUGAUCUAGGUCGGUUGAUGUGGUUGAUGCCGCAUGUGGACGACUACAUAGAGCGAGGACUUGUGGGCAUUGCUAGUGAAAACGUUUUCACUAGUCACGACCGCUUGGAUCCGAAGUUGGUGGCUCAGCUUCGAAAAGCUCUUCUCCACUUUGGUCUCGAAGGCAAACUCCACCGCUACCGCCAGUUAUUCGCCCAACUUGAAUAA